AUGCCUCCAAAACAAUUCUCCAAAUUCGCCAAAAAGCCAUACGCUAAGAAAUCCUUCACAAAGCGCUCUUAUAAUAACGAUGACGAUGAGACCUCUUCCAAACGUUUCAAAUCAAAUGCAGCCUCAUCUGGCUCUGCUUCUACUCCAAAGGCUCCCGAUGGUGCUAGACACGUCGAUGACGAAGGAAACUUCUACUGGGAGCUCGGUGGGAAAUCCCGUCGCGUUACCGUCUCCGAAUUCAAGGGGAACGUAUUGGUCUCCGUCAGGGAAUACUACGAGAAGGACGGGAAGUACUUUCCGGGAAAGAAGGGAAUUUCGAUGAGUCUGGACCAAUUCAACCAACUCAUCAAGGUCCUUCCGGCUCUCGAAGAAGCCAUUGGCCAGAAAUCUUCUGCUGGUGUAGUCAGACCCAUCUAUACUACAUCUGCAAAGCACGACGCCCCUCAAGCGAAGUCAAAGCAGGAGAUUGACAGCGAAGACGACCGGGAGGCGGAAGGGGAAGAAGAGGAAGAGAACAAAAUGGAACUUAGCAUCCAAAAGGAGGAAUCGGAAGAAGAAGACGAGGUAGAGGAGAACCCCUCCAAGAAGUCCACCGAAAAGUCUAAAGUCAAGGAUCCCAAAAAACCCCUCAAAUCGAAGAAGAAGAAAGUUCCAGACAGCGAAGACGAAGACGAAGAUGACGAAGACGACUUCGUCGCGGUAGAAGAAGAUUCCGAGGAAGAAUAG
Messenger RNA from Orbilia oligospora ATCC 24927, 726 nucleotides. RefSeq lists its product as uncharacterized. Lineage: Eukaryota; Fungi; Ascomycota; Orbiliomycetes; Orbiliales; Orbiliaceae. The record is from RefSeq and is a predicted model, not a curated record. Gene Ontology annotation, biological process: positive regulation of transcription initiation by RNA polymerase II. The transcript is spliced from 2 exons. Gene Ontology annotation, molecular function: transcription coactivator activity; DNA binding. The coding region runs from base 1 to 726 and encodes 241 amino acids.